Messenger RNA from Trematomus bernacchii (emerald rockcod), 1411 nucleotides. RefSeq names its product CD81 antigen-like. The record is from RefSeq and is a predicted model, not a curated record. Gene Ontology annotation, cellular component: membrane. The transcript has 8 exons. Lineage: Eukaryota; Metazoa; Chordata; Actinopteri; Perciformes; Nototheniidae. Bases 152 to 868 code for a protein of 238 amino acids.
UUAUCAAGGAGGAGUUAGCAACACAGAGGCGCUUAUACCCAGCCGGCCUGAAUAAAACCUGGCAGAGACAGAGACUGUGUGAUCCGGGACAGUAGACUGACCUCACAGUGUGUUUGAUUUGCAAAAGGACGAAUUGGUAAAAACUGGCAACAUGGUUGUGGCAGGCUGCACGAAAUGCAUCAAAUACAUGUUAUUUUUCUUUAACUUUAUUUUCUGGCUGGCCGGAGGUGUGAUCUUAGCAGUGGCCCUGUGGCUCCGCCAUGACAGUCAGACCAGCAACCUCCUCAUCCUGCAGUUUGAAGGCCAACAGGCUCCGGGCACCUUCUACAUCAGUGUGUACAUACUGAUAGCUGUGGGGGCUGUGAUGAUGCUUGUGGGCUUCCUCGGUUGUUACGGUGCCAUUCAGGAAUCUCAGUGCCUGUUGGGGACUUUCUUCUUCUUUUUGAUUAUCCUCUUCGCUUGUGAAGUGGCUGCAGCGAUGUGGGGUUUCAUGAACAAGGACACGAUCUCUAAGGAACUGAUCAAUUUCUACGACUCUGCAUACAUCAAAGCUGUGGACGUCUCCGGCUCUCCCAGCAAAGACUCUGCCAUCAAGGUGCUGGAGGUUUUCCACUCUACGCUCGACUGCUGCGGUAAAGGAGACGACACCGCUCUGUUCAAACAAGUCGUCGGCACCUUGUGUCCCAGAAAGACUCAGGAAGAUUUUCUGAAAUCUCAGAGCUGUCACUAUAAGCUGAUCGAGCUGUUCUCAGAGAAGCUCUACCUGAUCGGUCUGGCUGCCUUGGUGGUUGCUGUUAUCAUGAUCUUCGAGAUGAUCUUCACCAUGGUGCUGUGCUGCGGCAUCCGGAACAGCCCGGGGGUUUAUUAGAAGUCCAUCCAACAGGCAACAUCAGCCUUAAUGGGAUUCUUUAUCAUUUGUUCUAUGCAUCACCUCCUCCUCCUUAUGAAUAUGACACGACAAGAUGGAUACCUCUCUUUUUUUAUUCUAGAUUAGAAAAUACAACUUGCUUUUAAUAUUUCUUAUCCAUCGAAACUCACAUUUUCUACUUAAUAAUGUAGCUUCUCUAAGUCAGAUGUUCUUAAUUUAUCACACAACGAUUCAUAUUAAUCUUUUAUAUGUACGGUAUGUUGUGAAAUAUUUCGAUGAGGUCAUAAUGCUGUUUUUACGGAUGUAUAAAUUGUAUAUAUACUUGUCGUAUGUUAAUAACACUAAGGAGGGUGCAUGUAUUCCCUGAUUGAUUGUUUGUUAGAAUAUAAUUUGAGCUCAUGUACCGUCUUACUCUAAUGAUUUUCAGGAAGUUAACCUGUGAGUUUUUUAGUUGACUGUCUCUUCCUUGUGUCUAGUGAACCAUCUUCAUACUUGUGAAACACCCGUCCUUAAAUAAACAGUCUUCUUACUCAACCUGUUUUU